Molecule: messenger RNA, 348 nt
Organism: Cajanus cajan (pigeon pea)
Lineage: Eukaryota; Viridiplantae; Streptophyta; Magnoliopsida; Fabales; Fabaceae
Source: RefSeq, a predicted model, not a curated record
GGCGGCGUCCGCACCAUGCCGCUGGACUAUCUCAGCCACGCCUUGCACGUGACCAGGCCGGUGCCUCACGUGCCGUUCCCCCACGCGGGUAACGCCACCACCACUCCCACCGCCUCACCUCCAGUUAAGAAGGCUGCUCCUCGGUCUGCGGUUUCUGAUAUCAAUGGCAGUAAAGACACGAGUAUGAGGGAUAAAGGCAGAGAUGAUACAUACAUUGUUGUUAGAGAUCGAAAAGUGAGUCUCUUUUUGUCUUAUUUUACAUCCUUUGCAUUGGAUCUGCACGAUGAGCUUAUGUUCUGCCUACAUCGUGUCUUUCAUGGAAUCUCUACAGAAUUUAGAGAUGGAUGA